This is a messenger RNA of Syngnathus acus (greater pipefish), 6104 nucleotides long. RefSeq names its product calmodulin-regulated spectrin-associated protein 1-B-like. The record is from RefSeq and is a predicted model, not a curated record. Gene Ontology annotation, biological process: negative regulation of microtubule depolymerization; cytoplasmic microtubule organization; neuron projection development. The transcript has 19 exons. Gene Ontology annotation, molecular function: microtubule minus-end binding; calmodulin binding; spectrin binding. NCBI's taxonomy places the organism in Eukaryota, Metazoa, Chordata, Actinopteri, Syngnathiformes, Syngnathidae. Gene Ontology annotation, cellular component: microtubule minus-end. Bases 346 to 4977 code for a protein of 1543 amino acids.
UUCUUACUCCAAGUGUGGAACGCCCUCCUGCUUACUGCUCGUGCUUCAAGUUGUGUGAAUACAAAUUGCCUAGCAUGCUUUGUCGUUUACCGCAAAGCUAGAUUUCGAACAAUCGCCCCUUUAUUUCCCCUGCUUUACGCGUUCAUUUUCACCGCGAAUGGGGUGUUGUUGCUGGGAGACCAUCCUGACUCGCCUCCCCUGUUAGCACCAUUAGCUGGCGGCUACGAUGUGCUGCAGGCGGCGGAGACUUUUCUACGCAGCGGCCCACUGGAAAGCAAGGCGGGUUCUCGGUUGAUUAUUAACCCCGGUUGGACCGAAGGGUGACUUGGAUCUCUACAUUGAAGGAUGGCUGCUGAUUUGUGUACGGGGGACGGUACCAGGAGGAAAGUGGACUUGACUGGGUCUGCAGAAGGCUCCAUGGAUGUCAUCCCCAUGGAAAUGUAUGACUCUGCCAGAGCCAAAAUAGCGGCCAACCUGCGGUGGCUAUUUGCUAAAUCCUACGGCAUCGAUCAUAUACCAGAGGAUUUGCGGGAUCCCUUCUACACGGACCAGUACGACCAGGAACACAUCAAGCCCCCCGUCAUCCGCUUGCUGCUGUCCUGCGAGCUUUACUGUCGCGUCUGCGCCCUCAUCCUCAAGACGGAGCAGGCCGCGUCCCUCCAGUCGCACCGCUCCGUCAUCCAGUCUCUGGAAAGGAAGGGCAUUUAUGUCGUGGAGAGCGAUGACGCGGCAGUUUCGGAGGAGGACCUGGCUGGUUUGCCCAUUAAAAUGAGCGCCCACAUCCCCAUGAUUGAUGCCCUGAUGAUGGCCUACACGGUGGAGAUGAUCAGCAUUGAGAAAGUCGUAGCUUCUGUGGAGCGCUUCUCCACCUUCCAUCCCUCCAAGGAGCUUCCCUUUGACUUGGAGGAUGCCAUGGUCUUCUGGAUCAAUAAGGUAAACACGAAAAUGAGGGAAAUUUGCGAAAAGGAGCACAAAGUCAAACACCACCUUCUGGAGUCUCCCAGUCACCAAAAGUCUCCCUCCAAAUGGUAUUGGAAGCUUGUCCCUGUACGCUAUCGUCGGGAGCACGCGUCUGGCCGCCAUCUUCCCUUCUUCCCGCUGCUGGAAGAUUUGAUGAGAGAUGUCUGUGACGGAGCUGCGUUGCUCACCGUUGUCCACUUCUACUGCUCGGACCUCAUGAAGCUGGAAGACAUUUGCCUGAAGGAAGUUCCCUCCGUGGCCGAUAGCCUGUACAACAUCCAACUGCUCCGAGAGUUUGCCAAUGAGUAUCUGAGUAAAAGUUUCUAUCUGACGACCGAAGACAUCCUCUACUCGCCUCCUGUGCUCAAGCACAACGUGAUGGUUUUCAUCGCUGAACUCUUCUGGUGGUUUGAGACUGUCAAGCCGGAAUUUGUCCUGCCCAGGGAUCUGCAAGAGUCGAAAGAUGCUCGAGCCGUUGCUCAGCCAAAGAGUUCUCGUCCGUCAGUGCCCAUCUCCAACGCCACCAAGCGCAGCUUCCUGGCCAGUCCCGGCAUGUCGGAAAACCAGGGCGGCCCUGAACUCGGUAGCAGUCGUGGGCCAUCCUUUAGUCCUUCCCAUCCACUCUUGCCUUUGCGCCAGAGGCAACAGAAGCCUCAAGGAGACGACGGUGCUGGUCUGAGGAACCGCUCCAACUCCUUGAGCCAGAUGGAUCGACAGGCCCGAGGUUCUGUUGCCGCUUGGCCCGACAAGAGGCAGCGGCCAGUGUCCACGCUGAGCCCAUUUGCGUGCCAAUCGGCCGCGGACAGCGAUGCGGAUGUUGCUUCUGGCGACAGCGUCAGCCUCGCCCGCUCCAUAAGUAAAGACAGCCUCGCGUCCAACGUCCUCAACGUCACGCCCAAACACCAGGCCACGCUAGCCCAGAUGCGCAGGGUCAACGGUCACGGCCUCUUGGGGAAAGUCAACCUGGAUUACGAAGAAGAAUCUCUGGCGGUGGCCAGGACCGAGGUUGCGGCCGUCUCCAGACAACCUGAAGGAAGCCAAGCGUCGGCCGCAGUGGAACCGGAGUCAAAGUCCAAACCUGCCGCCGAUGGGUUUUACCUCGAACCGCUGAUGCCUGCUGCGCUGAAACCGGCCAAAGAGAAGUCUGUAUGCCUGAACAAGGAGGAGGAGAGUGGAGAGGUGCCCCGGUCCUCGGGAAGGGGCUUUUCACGCAGGGGAGAUGGAUCUUCUCCCGCAGUACACAAGAAAGCCGCCCUCAGCCUCAACAAAACGUUUAACGCCUCGGCCGACGAGCCCGACUUCUCGGACGAGCCUCAUCAGGCUCAGGCGGGUUUCAGACACAUCGCCACCAGCGGUGCGGACCCCUCGACGAAAGAGCCCGGUGCAGGGUUCUACCUGCAUUCGGAUUCCGAUGAGCCCAAGCCUUGCCCCCCGAGCCUCGACGCCGACCUCCAAGACCUGGACGAAGAGGAUGAGGAUUUGGAUGAGGCUGUUACGGCCAAAGAGCUCGCUUGGCCGAGGAAAAGCUUUAAUGGGGACGAUGAAGAAGAAUCCGCCAAACUCCAGGAGGACAUGAAUGUCAAGGAGCACGAGGACAAAGACAUGAAUGGCUGCAGCGGUCGCUCCAGCCCCUGCCUUAGCGUUUACUCGCAGGCCAGCAGCGUGGCCAGCGGAAGCGUGCGCAUGACCUCUUUCGCCGAGCGUAAAGCCCAACAGCAGCGCUUCGGCAGCAACCACGACCUCCGCUCCAGUGCCUCCAGCUCGCAAAGGACCACGCCGGACGGCUCCGAGUGCAGCGGGCCCCUGCCGUCUUCUUGGAGAUUCAAAAGAGACCAGAGUCCCUCGUCACCCCUGGGAGGUUGCAAUCGCGACGGCGGCGGCGGCGCCACCGUCCUGGCGUCGGAAAUGAUCCAGCUCCGCAUGCAGCUGGAGGAGAAGCGCCGCGCCAUCGAGCAUCAAAAGAAGAAGAUGGAAGUUCUGUCAGCCCGCCAGAGGCAGAAGCUGGGCAAGGCUGCGUUCCUGCAUAUAGUGAAGAAGGGCGGCGGUGGCAAGGGCGCCACGUUGCCCAAUCCGCUCAAAGCCGACCCCUCCAAAGACGAGCCGGUUGCCGUGAAAGUGACGUCGGCGGCGAAAGACGAUAUGUGCGUUGAUGCCCUGCGAGGGGACAAAGAGCCCGGCAGCCCCUCGGGUGCCUUAGGAGCAGACAAGAAGGGAAACAAUGGCAGCUUUUACCAAGAAGAAGAGUUGGACCUCAACGAGUGCAACCGCUCCAUUGAGCUGCUGCACGAAGCCAUCGGCAGCAUCCAGCAGCAGAUGAUGCAACUGUCGCUUCAGCAGGAAAUGAUGAUGAAGCAGAAUGUACUGUCCCCGCCAGGUGCUCCUCCUCAGCCGCCGCCCGCCGCCACCGACAAAAACAGCGACGCGAGAGCCGGAGACGCUUUACACUUUGUGGAACACCUCGCCGGCGCCGCCCCCACGAGGAAACCCCCCAAGCUGAGCUCAGGCCGGAGCUCCAGAUCCAAGCCGACGGAGCUGAAGGUCAGCAAAGAGCAAAGCCGGCACGCCGCCAAGACCUUCUCCCACGGCGGGCCAGAGACACACACGCACCCGAGGCAAUCGGCCGGGGGCAGGUCCCCCAGGAACGAGCAUCCCGAGCCGCACAGCCCCAGGAACCCUCCGGCGGGAGAGCCCACCCACAAAACCACCUCCAGCCACGCUCGGAGCGCCGCGUUCAAGCUUCACGACGAUGCCAACGUGCGACUGCCCACCAGAGUGGACCUGAAUGCUUUGUCUCCUCCCGAAGUGUCCUUCGACAACUGCAUGUCCAGCACCUUGAGAGACGCGCAACUCAACUCCUCGGACAGCUCGGGCAAAGAGAACGUGACAUCGGACGAAGCCCAGCGCGCCAAAGGUCACCUGAUCGAGGUGGAUAUGUCAGGGCUGAAGGACCUCGAGGGGGAAGAGGCGGCUGACGGAACAACUGACGAUGGGGAUGGAGAGCAGAAGUCUGUUAUGGGCUUCUUCUUCAAGGAUGAGCAGAAAGCAGAGGACGAGCUCGCCAAGAAGCGAGCGGCGUUCUUGCUGAAGCAGCAAAAGAAAGCGGAGGAGGCCCGUCUCCGCAAGCAGCAGCUGGAAGCCGAGUCGGAGCUGAAGCGCGACGAGGCCAGGCGGAAGGCUGAGGAGGAUCGCCUGCGGAAGGAGGACGAGAAGACGCGACGGGAGCUGAUCAAGCAGGAAUACCUGCGGAGGAAGCAGCAGGAGAUCAUUGAGGAGCAAGGUCUGGUCAAGCCCAAGACUCCCAAACCCAAACAGAAACACAGACCCAAGACCAUUCUCAGGGAGGAGUCGUCCAGCGACAACGUCUCCAAGUGCUCUUCUUCCACACCCGACAACCUGAGCACAGCCCAGUCCGGAUCCAGUCUGUCGCUGGCCUCCGCUGCCACCAACGAGGCUGACAGCGUCAACUCCGGGGGUGCGGGCUCCCAACGCUGCGACUCCGUGGAGUCGUUCCCGGGAAGUCGCAACCACAGCCGGGCUGCCGAAAGGGACUGGGACAACGGCUCCACCGCGUCUUCCAUCGCAUCCUUGGCUGAGUACACCGGCCCGAAACUUUUCAAGGAGCCCAGCGCCAAAUCCAACAAGCCAAUCAUUCACAACGCCAUCUCGCACUGCUGUCUGGCCGGAAAAGUCAACGAGCCGCAGAAGAAUCAGAUACUUGAGGAGCUGGAGAAGUGCGAGUCCAAUCACAUGAUGAUCCUAUUCCGCGACGGCGGCUGCCAGUUCCGGGCGCUUUACUCCUACUUCCCGGACACGGAGGAGAUCCACAAGCUUACGGGCACGGGGCCCAAGAGCAUCAGUAAGAAGAUGAUCGACAAGCUGUACAAGUACAACUCGGACCGCAAGCAGUUCACCGUCAUCCCCGCCAAGACCGUGUCGGUCAGCGUGGACGCUCUGACCAUCCACAACCACCUGUGGCAGGCCAAGAGGAGCGCGGCGUCCAAGAAAAGCGGCAAAUAGCAGCAGGAGAUCCAUUGAGCAUCCCCACCCCCGUACCACACCCCAAAUCAUCUAGCGCCAUCUUGCUUUGUUUCCCACAUUCAAUGCUUGCCGGCGUGCAAGGUUUUAUUGAGAAGAGCCCGCAGGACAAGUUGCUUGCCGAACAAGACAGACAUUUCCUGGGUUGGCUUCUCGUGUGAUGCGUUCAGGCGCAUGCGUGGCUUACACUACUCCAUAUUUAUCAGCUUUGCCACCACACUGAAGAGAAUUGAAUUGGACAAGAUCUUCCUGUCUCAUGGAAUUAUGAUGGUACUUCCCAUCCCAGCAGAAAGUACUCAAAGCAAAACUGCUCGUUAGUUUUGUUAGCAGGAUUUGUUUGGCCUUGAACACGUCGUGGCACUUCUUGUCAAGCGAUCAAACCGCCUUUUAAAAUGCGCGCUGGUGGUGUACGUGUGUAUAGCAAAGGAAAGACAUCAACAGCGGGAAUUUUAAUUACUUGUAUUUAUCCAAGCAUCCCUUUUUUUUAGUAAGGGAAGUCUAAUAAGGGAAAUAACCGAUCUUUGGUGCAGACAUAAUGCUUUUUUUUUUUUUAAGGAGGGGUUUAUUUUGGUUGUGGGCUUCUUUUCCUCCAGGUGGCGUGCUGUCAAGUUUGAGCUGAUGUGCGUGUUUUCAUCACAACAGAUCUCUGAUGUGUAGAGCGUAGUUGUGUCGGCUCUCCACCGGGCCACACAGACAAAAAGGUGCACACACGCAGACACACACACACAAACACAAUCAUAGGAACGCAUCACGCAAUGUAAACCGCCGAGCGCCGCCAUUAAAGAACAUUCCUCCAAGGGUUGACGCACACCGCCACGUGGUCUCGUCUGUCUCUAAAAGUGCUUCUUCACUCAACGGCAAACCAUCACCAGCACUUUACUUUUGUAUGAAACACUCGAGAGGCCAAGAGGUCUCGUACUACUGCAAGUGUUUGUCGUUAGCGUGUUAUCAAAAUGGAUUGUAUGGGCAUGGGGUCACCGUUUGUGUUACACUGGUCUCCUUUUAUUUUCAUCCCGCUAUUUGAGUUGUAUCCUUUUUGCCAUCUAUUUAUUUUGAUACACUUAGCAUGUUGAAAUUGGAUUAAAAUCACAUUUUUAUUUUUAUUCUCA